AAAAAAAAUGGUCAAAUCCCUUCUGAUAGCACUCACACUCUGUGUUAUCUUCUCCCUUGCCAAUGCACAACUUUCCGAAAAGUUGUUAAAUUCCCAAUACGUCCAAUUACAUAGUGCUCCUCUUGUUCCUCAAGGAUGGACUCGUUUCUUUGACCAUGCCAACAUUUCUCCAAACAUCGUUGGUGAAGUUUUGAAUAAUCAACGUACCAAGAUUACCUUUGCUUUGCAUUCCCAAAAUCUCGAAGUUUUGAACUCUAAAUUUGAAGCCAUCACUGAUCCAGAAUCACCACUGUUCAGAAAGUACAUGACAAUGGAUGAAGUUGCCAAAUUGACCUCUCCUCACUCCUCCCACAAGUCCAUGGUUAUGGAAUAUAUUAAAUCCAUUCCAGAAGCCAAGAUUGUCCAAGUUUCUGCUCAUGAAAACUUUGUUACUGUCGAUAUGCCAUUAAAGUCCAUCGAUCGUUACUUUAAAACUAAGAUGACUCCAUUCAUUCAUAAGGAAUCUGGUAAGAUUAUCUAUCGUUCUGAACAAGGUUUCGCUCUCCCACAACCAUUGUCCUAUGCUGUCAAGACUUUGAUUGGUGUUCACAAUUUCCCAGUUUUCCAACAUAAGGCCAAGCAAACUCGUGUCAUGGCCAGUGAUUCCCUCACUACUCCACAAGAACUCUGGAGAAGAUAUAACAUUUCUCUUCCAACAAGCACUUCACCAAAGAGCUCACAAGCUGUUGGUUCAUUCUUAGGUCAAUAUGUUUCAGUUGAAGAUUUGCUCCAAUUCCAACAAACUUACAAUUUGCCAAUUACCAAGCCAACCAUUAUUGGUCCAAAUGUUGAUUCUGAACCAGGUGUUGAAGCUGCUCUCGAUAUUCAAUAUAUUAUCUCAACUGGUUAUUUGAUUAAUACCACAAUUAACUCCACUCCAAAGAAGUACGAUGAUGAAGAUCCAUUCAUGUAUUGGGCCAUUGCUCAACAAAAGAUGGGUGACAAGAGUGCUUGGGUUCAUAGUAUUUCAUAUGGAGGUGUUGAAAAGUACAUGCCAAAGGAUUACUUGACUAGUCUCGAUUUGGAAUUCCAAAAGUUGACCAUUACUGGUAGAUCAAUUUUGAUUGCUUCUGGUGACAAUGGUGCUCGUUGUUCUGAUUCUGGUGAUUCUUUCGAACCAGAAUGGCCAACUUCCUCUCCAUUUAUUACUUCAGUUGGUGCUACUCGCCCAGAUUCCAGAUAUGUUGAAAGAUCUGUCAGUUGGGGUGGUGGUGGUUUCUCUGCAUUCUAUCCACGUCCAAAGUAUCAAGCUGAUGCUGUCACUGCUUAUUUGUCUCAAAAUGCUGUUCCACCAACCACUUAUUUCAAUGUUAAUGGUAGAAUGUACCCAGAUAUUGCUGCUCUCGGUGUUGAUUAUCAAGUUGUUGUCAAUGGACAAAUCCAAUCUGUUGCUGGAACUUCUGCUUCCACUCCUGCAGUUGCUGGUAUUAUCUCCUUAUUGAAUGAUUUGAGAUUCAAGGCUGGUAAGGGUCCUUUGGGUUUCUUGAAUCCAUGGUUGUACAAGGUUGUUUUGAAUACUAAGGGUGCUACUUUCGAUAUUGUUCAAGGUAACAAUGCUGUUUCUCCUUGCCCUGGUUUCCCAGCAACACAAGGUGCCGAUGCCAUCUCUGGUGUUGGUGUUCCAAACUUUGCUGUUUUGGCUAAACUUGCUGUCCAAAGUGCUUAAAUAAAAAAAGAUUUUAUAUUAGAAA
Molecule: messenger RNA, 1730 nt
Organism: Naegleria gruberi
Lineage: Eukaryota; Heterolobosea; Eutetramitea; Acrasida; Naegleriidae
Product: tripeptidyl-peptidase 1
Exons: 3
Coding region: 8-1705 (565 amino acids)
Biological process (GO): proteolysis; central nervous system development
Molecular function (GO): tripeptidyl-peptidase activity; serine-type endopeptidase activity
Source: RefSeq, a predicted model, not a curated record